CCGGUCAACUGUCCCUUGUUGUUGUUGUUGCUUUGGUCCAGUCUCCUCCUACUUUAGCUUCGUUGAAAUUUGUUGGGAAAAGCGCCAAAUGCCCACAAUCCACAAACCCAACGCCACUCGCAUUCAAACCAAUGCUAAAAUCACUAACAAAUUCCCUGAUCUCCCUUCCCUUUUCACUGCCAAGCUAGCCCAUGCCGCCCCCGCCGCCGCCAUGACCAAGCUUUGCCGGAGACUCGUCCGGUGGAGACUCCUUGAACGUGUCUCCCUUGUCCGCCACUUCUUCCGCCUCAUCUGGGACAGGGUUUUUGCUUGUUCUUCUGGAAGAACCCCUAAAAAAUACCGCCGCCUCUCCUCCCGCUCUCCACCUCCCGCCACGGACUGUGGGCCUACCACCAGCGGUGCCUUUGAUUCCGAUUCCGAUUUCGACUCUGCUGAUUUGGUUUCUCUCAAGGUUAGCCUCUUGGGAGAUUGCCAGAUUGGGAAAACAAGCUUCGUGAUCAAGUAUGUGGGCGAUGAGCAGGAGAGAAAUAGCUUACAGAUGAGUGGAAUAAACCUAAUGAACAAAACGUUAAGCAUCCAAAAUGCUUUGAUUUCGUUCUCUAUAUGGGAUGUUAAAGGUGACAGCAGUUCACAAGAUCAACUUCCAUUGGCCUGCAAAGAUGCAGUCGCAAUCUUGUUCAUGUUCGAUCUCACAAGUCGACGAACUCUAAACAGUGUUGUUGAUUGGUAUACAGAAGCUAGGAAAUGGAACCAGACAGCCAUUCCCAUUUUGAUAGGAACCAAAUUUGACGACUUUGUUCGACUCCCUCCAGAUUUGCAGUGGACAAUCGUUAGUCAGGCAAGAGCUUAUGCAAGAGUUAUGAAGGCUACUCUAUUCUUCUCGAGCUCCAUUCACAACAUCAAUGUCAACAAGAUUUUCAAGUUCAUUGCUGCCAAGCUCUUCGACAUCCCGUGGUGCAUUGAGCGGAACCUCACCGUCGGAGAGCCAAUCAUUGACUUCUAACUUUCGUUACACUCAACCUGAUUCUGAUGUACAUACAAUACGAAAGAAAAACACGAAAGAAAGAAUGAAAGAAAGAAAACGAAGAAAGUAGAAUGAGAAUUUUUUUUCCCUAUCUUUUUCCCUUGCAGGUUGAUUGAUCAUCUGUUUGGGAUUUGUUAUCUGAAAUCUUAUUUGUAACUCUUUUUUCUUUGAUCCAAAAUGAACGGAUUCUUACUUCAAGGAAUAGAAGGAAAAGAAAAAGAGAGAAUCGAUCGGAUUCCUUUUUACUCAAUGACA
Molecule: messenger RNA, 1279 nt
Organism: Benincasa hispida (wax gourd)
Lineage: Eukaryota; Viridiplantae; Streptophyta; Magnoliopsida; Cucurbitales; Cucurbitaceae
Gene: SGP1
Product: Ras-related small GTP-binding family protein
Molecular function (GO): GTP binding; GTPase activity
Source: RefSeq, a predicted model, not a curated record